Molecule: messenger RNA, 2052 nt
Organism: Mytilinidion resinicola
Lineage: Eukaryota; Fungi; Ascomycota; Dothideomycetes; Mytilinidiales; Mytilinidiaceae
Product: phosphoglycerate dehydrogenase
Exons: 4
Coding region: 146-1924 (592 amino acids)
Biological process (GO): L-serine biosynthetic process
Molecular function (GO): phosphoglycerate dehydrogenase activity; NAD binding
Source: RefSeq, a predicted model, not a curated record
GGUACAUUCGCCGAUAGCGGCCCGGUAAUUGCUCCGCUGAAUAAAGCCAGCAAACGUCUCUAGUCGCGUCAUUCUCGCUUUCCUUUUGCCGCGUCUUCGCUUUCUUCCCAUCUGACUCACUUCUUUCGCUCUUUCAUACCUCGACAUGCCCAUUGCCGUGCCCAGCAACGGAGCGUCGACUCCAAAGCCAAAGAUCCUCAUCCCAGAGAAGGUCUCUCUAGAUGGAUUGGCUUUGCUGCAAGCCUCAUUCGAGGUUCACGAGAAGAAGGGAUUGAGCGCGGAGGAGCUCAAGGCCAUCAUACCCGAAUACGAAGCCCUCAUUGUCCGGUCUGAAACUAAAGUUACGGCUGAUCUGCUCAAUGCGGCCAAGAGACUGAAGGUCGUGGCCAGAGCUGGCGUUGGCGUUGACAAUGUCGAUGUCGGCAGUGCGACGAAGCAUGGGAUCAUCGUGGUGAACUCGCCUGUAGGAAAUAUCAAUGCUGCUGCGGAGCACACGAUUGCGUUGCUAAUGGCAGUCGCUCGCAACAUUGGCGAUGCAAGCUCAAGCAUCAAGGCUGGAAAAUGGGAGAGGAGUCGUCUGGUGGGCGUGGAAGCAAAGGGAAAGACGCUUGCAAUUGUCGGUCUCGGAAAAGUUGGUCUUACCGUGGCUCGUAUUGCGAAUGGCUUGGGAAUGAGUCUGAUUGCAUAUGACCCAUACGCAAAUCCUUCUCUUGCGGCAGCAGCUUCAGUCACCUUGAGACCGGCCUUGGCCGAACUUCUCAAAGAAGCCGACUUCUUGACUCUACAUACUCCUCUCAUCGCAUCGACCAAAGGCAUGAUCGGAGCCACGGAAUUGGCUACAAUGAAGAACACCGCGAGAAUACUGAACGUUGCAAGAGGUGGUAUGAUUGACGAAGCGGCUCUUCUGGAUGCCUUGAACGCUGGGACCAUAGCUGGAGCUGGCAUUGACGUCUUCACUUCCGAACCACCAGAGGCUGACUCGACUGCAUCACGUCUCAUAUCACAUCCCAAGGUUGUAGCCACCCCGCACCUUGGCGCAUCAACGGUAGAAGCCCAGGAAAACGUAUCGAUAGACGUCUGCCAGCAGGUCAUCGCAAUUCUGUCAGGAGAACUUCCCCGCUCAGCCGUCAAUGCUCCCAUCAUCCUACCAGAAGAAUACCGCACUCUUCAGCCAUUCGUACAAUUGGUGGAAAAGAUGGGGUCGCUCUAUACCCAACACUACAGCCCUCACAUCAACCCGAGCUCUAAAUCCUUCCGCACAACUUUCGAUCUGACGUACGAGGGUGCACUUGCCACUCUCAAUACUACUAAACCACUCUUCGCCGCUCUCGUCAAAGGCCUACUUACUCCCAUUACCUCGUCCGAUGGCUUGAAUAUCAAUAUCGUCAACGCGGAGAUAUUGGCUAAAGAACGUGGCAUCCUUGUCAACGAGAACCGCAGCCGUGAAAACGUCGAAGACAAGCCCUACUCCUCUUUCGUCACCCUCCGCGCUCGCACCUCUCGCUCAACGUCACAAUCCCGGACUCCUUCUCCUGAGCUAAAACGAACGAUUUCUCAGGCUACUAUACCGCAAGACCAAGACGACCAAGUCAUCCAGGGAUUCGUUUCCGCGAACAAACCGUAUAUUUCCAGAUUGGACCGCUUCAAGGGCGAGUUUAUUCCUUCUGGCACUCUGAUCAUUUGCCGAAACUUCGACUCCUGUGGCAAGAUUGGCUUCGUAGGCUCUGAGCUUGGCAAAGCGGGCGUCAAUAUCAAGUUCAUGAAUGUGGCGCCGCUGCAUGAGGACGAGGAGGGUAAAGAGGGUGACACCGAAGGCAAUGAAGCUCUCAUGAUUCUUGGAGUGGACAGGCCGGUAGGCGAUGAUGUCGUGAAGGGACUAAUCUCAGAACAGGGCGUGUUGGAGGUGAGCGUUGUCACUUUGUAAGAAUGGAGGACGAAUACAAUUUAACUACAGUAGGGAUUCCCUACGGCCCUUUUCAACAUAAUUAUCGUGUACUGAAAAAUGGGAUGCAUGGCAAGCGACAGGCACAAUCCGAAAAAUCUUAGGGAGCA